Molecule: messenger RNA, 2150 nt
Organism: Hemicordylus capensis (graceful crag lizard)
Lineage: Eukaryota; Metazoa; Chordata; Lepidosauria; Squamata; Cordylidae
Product: core histone macro-H2A.1
Exons: 11
Coding region: 358-1608 (416 amino acids)
Biological process (GO): nucleosome assembly
Cellular component (GO): nucleosome
Molecular function (GO): structural constituent of chromatin; protein heterodimerization activity; DNA binding
Source: RefSeq, a predicted model, not a curated record
UACCUCACUCCGAGGCAGACCUCUGUCCUCUGCGUGUGGUGGGGAAUAAAGCAUGUUCCGUGGAGAAUCCCCUGCAAGCGCCUUUGCGGAACCAAGAGGGGAAAAGAGGUGCUGAACGCUCCGCUGCAAUCUGUUCACGCUGCCUGCCUGCGAGUGUGUGACAACUAGCAGCAGGCCAGGAAAGGAGGGGAUGUGACGAGCGGUUCGCUGUGCAUUGUGGGACUUCAUACACAGACUAUCUACUUGUUCCAGUUCACACAGCGGCUGAGCAAAGAGGGGUGUAAGAGACACAGGGAGACAUAUUGCUGCUGCUACUGGAAGCUACACUUGUGCUGACCUCAACCCACUUCAAAGAAAAUGUCCAGCAGGGGUGGGAAGAAAAAGUCAACCAAGACCUCUCGCUCGGCAAAGGCUGGGGUCAUAUUCCCUGUGGGACGAAUGCUACGUUAUAUUAAGAAAGGUCAUCCGAAGUACAGAAUUGGGGUUGGUGCUCCAGUGUAUAUGGCGGCUGUACUUGAAUACCUGACUGCGGAAAUUCUUGAAUUGGCUGGAAAUGCAGCUCGGGACAACAAAAAGGGCCGCGUAACUCCUAGACAUAUCCUGUUGGCUGUAGCAAAUGAUGAAGAAUUAAAUCAGCUGUUGAAAGGUGUCACUAUAGCCAGUGGUGGUGUAUUACCAAAUAUUCAUCCAGAGUUGUUGGCAAAGAAGCGGGGAUCAAAAGGAAAACUGGAAGCCAUAAUUACUCCUCCCCCAGCUAAAAAGGCAAAAUCUCCAUCACAGAAGAAAACCACAACAAAGAAAGCAGGUGGCAAGAAAGGAGCAAGAAAGUCUAAGAAGAAACAGGGAGAAGUCAGCAAAUCAGCAAGUGCUGACAGCACAACAGAAGGUACCCCCACUGAUGGGUUCACUGUCCUGUCCACGAAAAGCCUAUUUCUUGGGCAAAAGCUGAACCUUAUUCACAGUGAAAUCAGUAAUUUAGCCGGCUUCGAAGUGGAGGCCAUUAUCAAUCCCACCAAUGCUGACAUUGACCUUAAAGAUGAUCUAGAUUUUGGCUGUUGCUCAUGGUACACGUUUUGGAAUCGAAAGUUGCAAGUUGUUCAGGCUGACAUUGCCACGAUCGACAGUGAUGCUGUCGUUCACCCGACAAACUCUGACUUCUACAUCGGUGGUGAAGUAGGGAGCACUUUGGAAAAAAAAGGCGGGAAAGAAUUCCUGGAAGCUGUUGUUGAACUUCGCAAAAAGAAUGGACCAUUGGACACAGCAGGAGCUGUUGUCAGUGCAGGCCAUGGCUUGCCUGCAAAGUUUGUGAUCCAUUGCAACAGCCCCAUUUGGGGGGCAGACAAAUGUGAAGAGCUGUUAGAGAAGACAGUGAAGAAUUGUUUAGCUGCGGCAGAUGAGAAGAAGCUGAAAUCAAUUGCAUUUCCUUCCAUUGGAAGUGGCAGGAACGGUUUCCCAAAACAGACUGCUGCCCAGCUGAUCCUGAGGGCCAUUUCCAGCUAUUUUGUGUCAACAAUGUCCUCUGCAAUCAAGACCGUGUAUUUUGUCCUCUUUGACAGUGAGAGUAUAGGGAUCUAUGUGCAAGAAAUGGCCAAGUUAGAUGCCAACUAAGCCUAGAAAGCAAACAAUACCAGCCUCCUUACCCCUCCCCUUCCCCCCUCAAAUUCUUAAUUUUUCAUUGUGAAACAGAGCGCCCCUUAUUUUAAACUUUGCUCAUCUGGGGGAAUAAAGGUGGGGUUUUUUAUUUUAUUUUAUUUUUUGGACUUUCUAAAAUGUUCUUAUGUUGGCACUGAUAGUUGGCAUUACUGCUGUUAAUGCACUGUAUUCCAGGCAUUGUCUGAAUUUAGUGUAAUCUAGGAGAUUUUAUAGUUUUAUUUUAAUUAAGUAUGGAUUGAUGCGGAAAGUUGUUAGCAGUACAUUAUUUUAUUCGUGAAAGAAAAUGGCAGACCCUAUUUUGUAACUGUGUUGUGGUGCUUUUAUCGAGUGGUGUUCCUUUCUCAUUUUUUAAAGGAAAAAAAAAGAUGCAACACACCUGAUUUGUGUUUACUUCUUGUCUUAAUUAUGACUCUGAGAAGAAAAGAAUCCUGUGGUCCUUAAUUAUAUUUGCAAUUUGGAAUCUGUGUGAACUGAUUUAGUAAAAUGUUUGAAAUGUA